Molecule: messenger RNA, 456 nt
Organism: Panthera uncia (snow leopard)
Lineage: Eukaryota; Metazoa; Chordata; Mammalia; Carnivora; Felidae
Product: keratin-associated protein 12-1-like
Exons: 1
Coding region: 1-456 (151 amino acids)
Cellular component (GO): keratin filament
Source: RefSeq, a predicted model, not a curated record
AUGUGCCACACCAGCUGCUCCGCGGGCUGCCAGGCUUCCUGCGGCUCCUCCGGCCCCUGCCAGGCGUCCUGCUGUGUGCCCGUGAGCUGCAAGCCCGUGUGCGUGCCCGUGAGCUGCAGGCCCGCGUGUGUGCCCUCCUGCCAGUCCUCCACGUGCGUGCCCGUGAGCUGCAAGCCCGAGUGUGUGCCCUCCUGCCAGUCCUCCACGUGCGUGCCCGUGAGCUGCACACCCACUGUGUGCGUGCCCGUGAGCUGCAGGCCCGAGCGUGUGCCCUCCUGCCAGUCCUCCACGUGCGUGCCCGUGAGCUGCCGACCCGCCGUGUGCGUGCCCGUGAGCUGCACACCCACCGUGUGCGUGCCCGUGAGCUGCAAGCCCGCGUGUGUGCCCUCCUGCCGGCCCUCCUGCCCCACCCUGGUCUGCAGACCCGUGUGCUGUAGCUCCCCGAGCUGCUUCUGA